UUUAACUGGCGAACGGUAAACAUCAUAAUCUAAUAAGCAACGGACUGUCACACGCUUGACCUAAGCAAACAAAGGAAUUUCUGCAGACGGCCACAACAACAAAGUGUGCAACAUGCUGAUGUUAGGGGGCGUACCUAGAUUUUUACCAUUGGGACUGCUGUUCCUCGGACUAAUUGCGCAAAGUGUUGCUUUGGGUUUUCAAUAUCGUAAUGGCCGUCAUGUGCACGGAUUUCUGGGCGAGCCGAGUAAAAUUGCGACACUUCAGCGGUCGCAGGAACCAGAUGACCUUUGGUUUGAUCAAAUUCUUGAUCAUUUCCAUGGCGCUGAUAGAAGACAAACUUGGAAGCAACGGUACUUCGUAAAUGCAGCUCACUAUCGGAACGACAGCACGGCGCCCAUAUUUCUUAUGAUAGGCGGCGAGGGUGAGGCUUCCAAGAAGUGGAUGAAUGAGGGUGCUUGGAUUCAUUAUGCAGAGCAUUUUGGUGCCCUCUGCAUACAGUUAGAGCAUCGCUUUUAUGGCAAGAGUCAUCCAACGAGUGAUUUGUCCACCAAAAAUCUGGUGUACCUAAGCUCUGAACAGGCGCUGGCCGAUUUGGCCAAUUUUGUGGCUGCAAUGAAGAGUAAAUACAACCUAGCUGAUACCCAGAAGUGGAUAGCAUUUGGUGGCUCUUAUCCGGGCUCAUUAGCUGCCUGGGCCAGAGAGAAGUAUCCGCACCUGAUAUACGGUUCCAUAAGCUCCAGUGGUCCACUACUGGCAGAAGUUGAUUUCAAGCAGUACUUUGAGGUGGUCAAGUCGUCACUGGCUAACUACAAUCCCGGUUGCGUGGAGGCAGUGACUCGAUCAUUUGCUCAGGUUGAGAUACUGCUAAAGCAUAUGAUAGGACAACGCAAUCUCGAUGAAAAAUUUAGAACCUGCACGCCAAUUAAGGACUCUAUUGAAAACCAAUUGGACAUAUCGAAUUUCUUUGAGAACCUGGCUGGCAACUUUGCUGGGGUGGUGCAAUACAAUAAGGACAACAGUCCACACGCCAAUCUAACUAUCGAUGAUAUCUGCGAUGUAAUGCUAAACUCUACGGUUGGUCCGCCUGUGACUCGUCUAGGGAUCAUCAAUGAAAUGCUGCUGCAGCAAUCGAAUGCCACUUGUUUGGAUUACAAAUAUGACAAAAUGGUAGCUGAUAUGAAGAACGUUUCGUGGGAUUCUGAGGCGGCUAAAGGCAUGCGCCAGUGGACGUACCAAACUUGUAAUGAAUUCGGGUUCUACCAGACGUCCGAAAACAAAUCUGACACUUUCGGCGAUCGCUUUGGCGUCGAUUUCUUUAUACGUCAAUGCAUGGAUAUUUACUCCGAGCAUAUGGACUCGAAAUACUUGGAGCAGGUGGUGGCUCAAACGAACAAAUACUAUGGCGCUCUCAAACCGGACACAACUAAUGUACUUUAUGUGCAUGGUUCCAUUGACCCAUGGCAUGCUUUGGGUCUAACAGCUUCAAAGAAUCCGAAGACGCCAACAAUAUACAUUGAAGGCACCGCACACUGCGCCAACAUGUACGAGCCGGUACAGACUGAUCCAAAGCAAUUGGUGGCGGCUCGCAAUAAGAUACUAAAAUAUCUGGCCAAGCUAUUGGAUGCCUAUACUUCAACUUAAGACGAGAAAAUGUUACUCUAAGAGUAUACUCAUGUAAUAAUCAAAAUCAAACUUUUUGGAGAUAAACAAUAAAUGAUUGUGCUUUGUAUUCAAGUUAAA
Molecule: messenger RNA, 1741 nt
Organism: Scaptodrosophila lebanonensis
Lineage: Eukaryota; Metazoa; Arthropoda; Insecta; Diptera; Drosophilidae
Product: putative serine protease F56F10.1
Exons: 5
Coding region: 113-1642 (509 amino acids)
Biological process (GO): proteolysis
Molecular function (GO): serine-type exopeptidase activity; dipeptidyl-peptidase activity
Source: RefSeq, a predicted model, not a curated record